AUGGACGAUCCUAAUUCUAUAAUACAAGCUCAGAAAGAGCAGAUAGCAAGAUACCAAACAAGAUUAAAAGAUGUGGUUACAGCUUAUAAGAGUCUUUUAAAUGAAAAACAAGCAUUGGAAGCAGUUCUUAGUGCUAAAAAGCCUAAACAGGAAGGCGAGGAAGGGACAGAAACUGAAGAGGAAGAUGACAAAGUGGAAUCUACAGCACCAAUUAGUGUUUUAAUGGAUUCGAUAAAAACUUUAAGUGAUGAGAAGAAGAAAAUGGAAGCAAGUUUUUUGUCAGACAAAAAGAACUUAAGACAAGAACUACAGACAAAGGAUAUUGUCAUUAAAGACUUACAGGAAAAAUCCAAAGCACUGGAACUCGAAAGACAAAACUUAAAAACAAAGCUUUUUAGCUGUGAUAGAAUAUUGAAUGAUGAAAGACAUCUAAAAGAGAAUUUAGAGACACAACUAAACCAGUUAAAGACACAAUUUUCACAGACAUCCAAUUCAGAUAAAGUCAUCAAUUCUUUAAAUCAAGAAUUGUCAGAAGUAAAAAAGAAAUUAAAGUCUUAUGAGAAUAAUAAAUUAAAGGACGAUUCUAAUGUUCUUCAAACCUUACAACUAGAAAUGGAGAAUUUAAAGCAACAACAUAUGAAUAACUUAAUGGUUGAGAAGCAACGUGCAAAUGAAGCCAAUGAAAGAAAUAAGAAGCUUACAGCAUUACACGAAGAACGAGUUCAAAAUUUAGAGUCAAGGAUAGCUGAACUGUCCAGAAAUUUUGCUCACUAUCAUCAAUUGCGUGAGUCUGACCAAAAAAGUAUUAUCCAAUUGAAGGAAAAAAUAUCACAACUUCAGAAACCAUCUGACAAUUUCGACGAUUCACUUGCCGAUACUAGCUGUAAAAAAUUUUCAAAUGUCUAUCAAAUAAUCGAUGAGCUUCAGAAGCUUAAACAACUUUUAGUAUACGAAAACACAAAAUUGGAACAUCCAAUUGAUUUGACAUACAUCUUUCCAAACUCAACAAAUAAUGAUGUGACUGUUGUUAGUGCCGAAAAAUAUGCUCUCGUUAAGAAUGAAAGAGAAAAGCUAGUCGAUGAAAAUGAAGUUCUAAAGAAUCAGCUUACAGAUCAAAAUGAAAGUCUUAAAACUUUACAGGAGAAAGUAAUAGUUUUGAAUAGAAAUAUUGAUGAAUAUGAGACAGAAAUUAAGAACAAGUCAAUAAGCCUUAUUAAUGAUCUUAAAGCUGAAAGAACAAAAAAUCGGGAAGUUAUUAACAAUUUGGAAGCCGAUUAUCGUUCAAAAAUAUCUCAAUUAGAGCAACAACUACAGAAACAGCGUGAACGCUCAUUAAUGUUGCUAGAUGAAAAAGAAAAUGAGAUUCGAGCUCUUAAAACUUCAUAUGAACUUUUCAUUCCAAAGAAAUCAUCAACAGACUAUGAGGAUGAGACACAAUCGAAUGGAAGUAGAAAACCAAGCACAUCACAGCAGCAUCAUUUAGGCAUGGUUUUAAAUCAACAAAAUUCCAACAGCAGUAAUUCACCUGAAACGUACAUGAUAUUUUAUUCCAAUGAGUUGGCUCGAAAGGACUUGGAAUUGUCAAGCGUAAGAAAAUCAAAACGUGAAUGUGAGGAACUUAUUAGACAGACAUUGAAAGAGAAAAUUAUGAUACAAGAAGAAUUAGAUGAAAAGAUAGCGAAUCUGGAGCAGAAAGUAUACUAUUUAGAAAAGAUGAAGUCACGAGAAGGUGCUAAUUUAGAGUAUUUAAAAAAUGUAACAAUAAGUUAUCUCACGACUUCUGACGCCCAAGCAAAAAAGAAGAUGCUGAAUGCUAUUGGUGCUGUCUUGAAAUUCGAUGAUUCCGAAAACAUUUUAAUUAACAAUUAUUUUGGUAAACGGAAGUGA
Chironomus riparius is the source of this 1887-nucleotide messenger RNA. Lineage: Eukaryota; Metazoa; Arthropoda; Insecta; Diptera; Chironomidae. The record is from the annotation of a GenBank genome assembly.